This is a messenger RNA of Catharus ustulatus (Swainson's thrush), 1119 nucleotides long. It is a transcript of the gene SLAMF1, whose product is annotated as signaling lymphocytic activation molecule family member 1. Bases 112 to 1119 code for a protein of 335 amino acids. The record is from RefSeq and is a predicted model, not a curated record. NCBI's taxonomy places the organism in Eukaryota, Metazoa, Chordata, Aves, Passeriformes, Turdidae. The transcript is spliced from 7 exons.
GAAGAAAAGGCAAAAUUUUGACUCAUUCACACCAAAAACAGGAAAUGCGAACCGGGGUGAAAAUCUUCCUGUCACCACCUGCUCCGAACCUGGGGGCUCCGUGAUCCCGGGAUGGGCUCGGGCACCUGGAUCCGGCUGCUCCUCGCCCUCGGAGCUCUUUGGGGAAUCAGAGCCAGGGAAACACAGUUGGGAAUUCUGGGAGAGCCGACGCUCCUGCAGAUCCCCCCCAAGUUCCAGGAACGCACCAGGGAAUUCGGGGAAGCCUCCUGGAAAAAAACCAUGGAGGGGUCGCAGAAGAAAAAAGUCCUGCUGAGGUUUUCCAGCGGGAAUUUCACAGAGUACGAGCAGGACCGGAUGCGCUUCCACAGGGGGAAUUUUUCCCUGGAAAUCCUCAACACCAGCCGGGAGGACGAGAGGCUCUACGAGUACAGCGUCAGCAAGGGGCCGGAGGAGGAGCUCUGGCACAUCCAGCUCCAGGUGUUCGAGCCGGUGGCCGAUCCCAGAAUCCGGAUCCUGCAUCGGGAAUUGUCCAACGGCAGCUGCUCCCUGUCCCUGCUCUGCGCCUCGGAGCGCGGGGAUGAGGUUUCCUACAGCUGGGACAGCCGGGACAGCGGUGACACUGGCGGGAUCUGCUCUGGGAAUGGGAGUGUCCUGAAUGUCUCCUAUUCCCUACGGAACUCCGGCUUCCGCUGCGUCUGCACCGCCAGGAAUCGCGUCAGCAGCCGGGACGCCGCCUUUGAUUCGUCCCAGUGUGGUGCCGAGCAGAGUGGUGUCCCCAGGGUGAGGACAGAGCUCCUCGUGGCGCUGGUGACCCUCGGUGUCAUUGUCAUCAUCGUCAUCGUCACCAUCAUCAUCCUCAGGGCCAGACGUGACCAAGGUCCCUCCCAGGUGACUCCGGACGGUGCCACCAGCGCCACCAUCUAUGCCCAGGUGCAGAAGCCCAAAGUCACCGUCCCCAGCGCCACCCCCAUCUCCAGCACCACCAUCUACGCCGCGGCCACCGGGCCACCCCCGGCCACUGACGGAACCCCCCGGGCCCCAGCAGAGCCCCCAAACCCUCAGGGACACCCCCAGGAGGCCACCACGGUUUACGCCAGCGUGACCCUGCCCGUGGCCUGA